Messenger RNA from Procambarus clarkii (red swamp crayfish), 2602 nucleotides. NCBI's taxonomy places the organism in Eukaryota, Metazoa, Arthropoda, Malacostraca, Decapoda, Cambaridae. The record is from RefSeq and is a predicted model, not a curated record.
CCCCGCCCCCAGGAGGGCCUGAGCCCGACCCCGGGGGAGGCAGGGCCGGGCUGCCUCAGUAGACCUCAGCCACUGGUCGUGUGGAGAUGUUGACGCUCUCGCUCCUCUUGUGACCUUGUGAUCAAUCAUGCGCCGAGCAAUAUUUUUAGGAUGUCUUGGGGGAUUAGGGGUGGUUCUACUGAUCUUUGGUUGCCUCGUUGCAGGACUCUUUGAUACAGUUGUAGAGCACGUAGUGCAUCAGGAACUUGUCUUGGAAAAUGGGACAAACGUAUACCAAAAAUGGAAGCUUCCUCCAGUUGUACCUUACCUUUUUAUCUACUUUUUCAAUGUCACAAACAAGGAAGAGUUUCUUGAAGGAUCAAAACCAGUAUUACAAGAAGUUGGGCCCUAUUGCUACAGAGAGCGCUGGGAGAAGGUGAAUAUUAAAUUUCACGACAAUGGCACGGUAUCGUACGAGACGCAAAAGCAUUAUUUCUUUGAAAGAAAUAUUUCGGUUGGAUCUGAAGAUGACAUAAUCACUACACUAAAUGUCCCAAUGUUGAGUGCAGUAUCUCAAUGGAGAUUUGCCCAGAGGUUGGCUAAAUUGGCCCUCUCGUCGAUGCUGGAAGUAUUGAAUGAAAAACCUUUUGUCUCCAAGUCUGUCCGUGACUUGAUGUGGGGCUACGAUGAUCCACUCCUGAGAAUAGCAAAGGAUAUUAUUCCACCAGACCAACGAAUGCCUUAUGACAAGUUUGGGUUCUUCAUUGAGAAAAAUGGAUCCACUGAUGGUCUGUUCAAUGUUUUCACUGGAGUAAAUGAUAUGACAAAGUAUACCACUAUUGAUACCUUCAACUAUAAACGAGAGCUUUCCUACUGGAAAACCGAUGAAUGUAAUGAUAUUAAAGGAACUGAUGGGUCUUCUUUUCCACCGGGAGUAAAGAGAGAUACUACACUUUACAUGUUUAAUGAAAAUCUGUGCCGCUCCAUUCCUCUCACCGUAUUGAAAGAGGUUGAGGAAGAUGGCAUAAAAGGAUUGAGGUUUUCCCCUCCAGCCGAUGUGUUUGGUAAUAUUACUGUUAAACCUGAAAAUGAAUGUUAUUGUGUAGGGGGACCACCUUGCAUAGGUGGAGGAGUCUUCAACAUCAGCACUUGCAAAUAUGGUUCGCCUACAAUAAUAUCCUGGCCACAUUUCUAUCAGGGAGAUCCAAAAUUCGCUGAUGCAGUUCAAGGUCUAAAACCAGAUGCCGCAAAGCAUGCACUUUACAUCGAUGUAUCCCCGCGUACGGGGUCCCCUCUUAGAGCACAGGCUCGUUUACAAAUAAACAUUGCUGUUCCGUACGUCCCCGAAGUAAAACCAGCUGCUAGACUAAGGGAAAUAAUUUUUCCUGUAUUGUGGUUUGAAGAUGGCGUGUUGGAACUACCAAAGGAUGUUGUAGAGUUGCUUCAGAUGGCUGAAAAUUCUCCAGAUGCGGUAAAAUCCAGUUUAUUAUUGGCAUUCUUCGUCAUUGGAGGAGUCAUUGCUGUAGCUGUGGGAAUUUCCUUGAUGGCAACGUACUUUAAGCUAUUUAUACCCUUCUUGAACCCUGGUGAAGACAGUGAAGGCAAAGUGACUGACAAACCCACAUUUACCACCAAACCCGAGUUGGGCCACACUAAUACACUAGUGACAGAGUACCCAGAAAGUGAUCCUGCCUGAUAUCAGUGGACAGCCCCAUACAUGAAAAGACAGCUUGCGAGAGAGAAUCCUUACACAGAAAAUUAUCGAAAUCAUUAUUAUAUGCAUGCACUCCAUAGACAGCAGCCUCCCGUGGUAAGUUCAAUCAAUGGCUCUGGGGUUUCUUAUCUGAAUCCUUGCCAGCCACCUUACCCCAGGUUCUGUACAUAUCCAUAUCCAUCCAAUUAUUAUUAUUCCCCAUCUUAUCCAACAUAUUCAAGAAGGAUGCAGACUGCACAACCUGACUUUAUUUCAUCAGGCACUGCAAAAUAUGAUUGUAGAAGAAAUCGAAUUUUAUUGUAAUGAACGUGUAUUGUUCCUUUAGAACUUUACCGAAUGGUAUAUUUUAUGUAAUGGAAGUGAUAGCUGUUUUAAUUUACCUUGGGUUUGUUUUCGUGUGUGUGACUGUCCACGUCGUUAAUUAGUUUGCCAGCACUGCUUGAAUGCAGUAUUUAAACUUUUUAAUUUGGUUUUAACUGAGCAGCAUAUCUUGCUGAAAUAAUUAGAUGAAACAUUUAAAGAAAAUUUUAAUACUCUACUGUAUUAGAAAAAUAGCAACUACAUUUGACUGUUUAUUCUCCAAAGUUUUAAUAGUUGGAAGAUAAAUGUAUUUUUUAUGUAAACCUAUUUAAUGGUAUAUUCACGUUUUGAAUCUGUGUACUAUGUACAUAGACAUGGUCAUAGUCUAAGGAAAACUGUUAAAUUUGCUCUGUACUGUACCUGUUUAAUCGGUAACAUUGUCUAAUUAUAAUAUAUAUUAUAUAUAUACAUAGAGAAUUAUUUUGCAGUAAACUGUAAUAAGCAGUAGAGUAUAAGUGGCUUGAUUUUCUGAUAAAGAAUAUAAGUAUAUUUUGAAUUUUUAUAGGAUGUAGAUAUUUUUAUACUGCAAUUAAAGUGAUUUUUAUUGUU